Penicillium riverlandense is the source of this 966-nucleotide messenger RNA. RefSeq lists its product as uncharacterized. NCBI's taxonomy places the organism in Eukaryota, Fungi, Ascomycota, Eurotiomycetes, Eurotiales, Aspergillaceae. The coding region runs from base 1 to 966 and encodes 321 amino acids. The record is from RefSeq and is a predicted model, not a curated record. The transcript has 2 exons.
AUGACUACACAACCUCAAAGCAUCAUUCCUUUACCCUUGUGGAUUCUCGUGCCGCUAGGAAUUGUCGUCAUUCCUAUCCUCCCCUUCCUCUCAGCAUACUCGAAAUCCAAAAAGAAGUUCGAGGACUGGAAAAAGAAGGAUCCGCCCGUUCGCCCACUACGUCGCAAUCGAAAGCGUGCCCUAACGCUGCCUUUACCCAAAGCUUCAUACUCCGGUCGCAAAGCACAACGGACAUAUGAUCAGUCACAGUCGCUUUUUUUAAAUCGAUUAUCAUCUGACAUUCGACUGAUAAUAUAUGAGUAUGUAUUAGCACCACCAGGCGAUCAGGUCCUACAUGUUGCGGCUAUCUCCGGUCGUCUCUAUGGCAUCCGAUGCUACGAAACAGACCCUACGCGACCGGCGUGGAAGCACAAAUGCUGGGAAUCCUCUGAUCUCAUCCAGGAUCAUCCCCGAUACCCCAAAUCCUCCAAAUUUCUCAGUUUACUAUACUCAUGCCGUCAAAUUUAUUCUGAGGCAGUCAAUAUCCUCUAUACGAAGAAUAUCUUGAGUGUGCAGCAGACAAGAGCGGUUCUAAAUUUUCCACAUGUCAUGCUACCCCAUCGCCUUGCAUUAAUCCGCAAGUUGAAUAUCGAUCUUCUUAUUUAUGCCAAAGUCAUUCUUGGUGUCUUCUUGAGCUAUGAAUGGCCAAAAGCCUUCACUAAGGACUGGAAGAGCCUUUGUCAGGUCCUAUUUAAAAUGGGCACUUGCGGCCUUCAACGCCUUGAGAUCACAUUAAAACUUUGUGGCAGUAAUAGAAGGGAGUUUGGAGCUUGGGCCACCGACGAUGAACUUGCCUUACUCCUGGAUUCACUCAUGGGUAUUCAGGUUCGAGAGUUCAGUGUAUUCCUACAGGACUGGCCACAGUGCAAAGAAGAUGUGUUGCGCAUCCUGGGGAGCGACCCUCCUCUUUCUAUUGAAAACAGGUAG